AUAUGGCGGGUUAAGAAUAAACAAUAAAGUAUAAAGGAUGCUGUGUUUUUUUGGCUUCAGAAUAACCAUUUAAUGUUUAUAAACAAAACUUUCGAUAUCCCUGCCUUCAUUUGUGCUUAUAAUAUUACUACAGUGAUAAUAAGUUGACUGAAAACCAAUCAUGGAAAACUCUGAACCUAUGAUUUCUGACGAAAAUACCAACCAGUCACAGGACAGUGAAAUGAAUGAGACCGAUUCUGAAGCCACUUGUUAUUGUGAUAAACCUAGAAUCGUUGGAUCUGCGGAAAUACAAUGUACACUGUGCUUAAGAUGGUUCCAUGUUAACUGUGUGGAUGGUGUAAAUGGUGUUUGUCUCCCAUUUAUAACUAAUUACCAAUUUUGUUGUAAAACCUGUAGUCCUACAGCAAUUGAUAAAUUCCAAAGAAAACAGGCAAGCUUUAGUCAAAUUUGUUUGACAGCAUUGGCAAAUCUUACACAUGAUGCUUUGUCAAGAGGAGAAACUAAGACUGUUUUCUCAAAAGAUAAAGAUAUAAUUCCUUUUAUUGAUAAAAAUUGGGAAGGCAUUACAAUUUUAUCAAGAAGAACAAAAUCCACAUGGCAUAACACUGUAUUGAAGACACUGCACAAAGAAAAUGAUUUAUUUCUGUCGGAUGAAAGUGGAGAAAAUUUUAGCUUACUCAAUCCAGAUUUGUCUAAGAUAGCGCCAAAUUAUGAAAAUUUGAGAAAUGCUUCCUCGGGUCUGGGAUUAUCAGACACUACGAAAUCUAGAAGUGCAAAGAGAAAGGCUCCGUUUGACAAUAUACCAUUUUCAGGAAUGAAACAAAAGAAAAAUGAAAUAGGACCCUCAAAUAAAUUAAUGGCUCAUGGAUAUCCACUUGAACAUCCAUUCAACAAAGAUGGUUAUCGUUAUAUUUUAGCAGAGUCAGAUCCACAUGCUCCUAACCGCCAGGCUUUUGAUGACAGCCAAGAAUGGGCAGGUAAACCAAUUCCAGGGUAUCUGUAUCGUACCUGCUUGGCUAAUCAUGUUCUACUAGCUCUUCAUGACAGAGCACCUCAACUCAAAGUUUCAGAUGACAGACUCAGUGUAACAGGUGAUAAAGGCUACUCUAUGUUGCGUGCAAGUCACGGAGUGAGAUAUGGUGGCUGGUAUUUUGAGGCUACUAUUGAAGAGAUGCCCCCAGAUGGUGCUACAAGAAUUGGUUGGUCUCAAUCUUUAGGAAACCUUCAAGCGCCUUGUGGAUAUGACAAGUUCAGUUACUCCUGGCGUUCGAGAAAAGGAACUGUUUUCCAUCAAAGUCGAGGAAAACAUUACAGGGACGGCUUUGAAGAGGGAGACGUAGUUGGGUUUUACAUUUACUUACCUACUCCUAAAAAGCCAAGUAAACUAUUACCCACAACCUACAAAGAUAGACCGCUAGUGAAGUUUAAAAGUCAUCUAUAUUAUGAGGAUAAAGACAAUGUUUCAGAAUCAGAAAAAAGUUUAAAACCAUGUACAGGAAGUAAAAUAAUGUUUUUUAAGAAUGGUAAAAACCAAGGUGUAGCAUUUGAAGACAUAUAUGAGGGAAUAUAUUACCCAGCAUUUUCCCUUUAUAAAACUACUACCGUUACUGUGAAUUGUGGACCAGAUUUUAAAUUUCCACCAAAAGGACUUGAAUCAUUUAGACCCAUGUCAGAUGCAGCCAUUCAGUCCAUUGUAGAUGGAUGCCUAGCGGAUAUUGUUUAUCAUGUAGAAAAUGAGGGAAAAUUGCCAGAAUUUUAAACCUGCAUUACCGGUCCUAGAAUGCCAGUGCUAAUUGUGUAUUUUGUAAAUUUUACAUCCAUAAUAGUUUCCAAUUCAAUCAAAUAAAAGAAUUUGCUAUUAUUACAUUAUCAACUGAAAAACAUUUUGCAUUCUGCAUGUAGAAUUCUUAUAAUGCAAAACAAGAAGUUAUUUAUAUAGGCAAUACAAUUGUGUAAAAUAACCAGCUCAAAACAAAGUAUAAAUUAGAUAGCAAUGAAAGAUAUAAUUAUCUUACAGUUAUCUGCUACAUCUAUUGGCGACAAUCUCCAUUUUAUCCUCCAUGCUUAAUUUGGUCAUAUGUUGUUGUCACCAUGUCUGUCUGUAUACCAUGGAACCAUUUUGAAAUUGUCAGAUGAAAUGGGGUUUAGCGUUAUACUUUUCUGUUAAGACUCCUGUUGGGCUAUUGAAACAGGAAAUUUUCAAAGGAUGUUUUUUUUUCAGCUUAUUGAAAUAAACAAGUACUCUUGUCUGAAUUACAAAUCCCUUGAUCAGUAGAUGUCACAAUUAUCAUCAGAUCAUUUUAACAUUUCAAUAAAUUUUUCAGCCAGUUAAAAGGAGGAUUCCUUUUGAUCAUGAACCUUUAUAUCAAAAUCGAGGUACGUCCGUGUACACAUGGGGGGGGGGGGAUGGCCGAAUGGUUAGCAUGUGCGUGCUGUAUCAUAAGGUCUGUCAUUUAGUCAACUGGCGUGGUUUCGAAUCCCCAGUUGUACGUGAUAAGGAGUAGGGUCAUCUGUCCAAACUCGUGGGUUUUCUCUGGGUCCUCCGGUUUCCUCUCACUGCUAAAGACCCCUACGUGCAAGCGAAUUAAAGAAAUAAAAUUGAACCAUGUGUUAGUCCCGAAAUAACCUAGUUUUUUGUCGAGUGGAGGUUAAACCCCAUUUCUCUCUCUCUCUCUCUCUUGUACACAUUGGAGUGUACAUGAAGAACCCAUUGAAAUUUGAUAAAAUUGUCCUCCCUAGCAUUCCACAUGUGACAAGACCAAAAAAUAUCUUUGUUAUUCUCUAAAUGACCAAAGUAUUAUGUUGACAAGGCGUUAAACCCCAUUCCUAUCCCAUCCCCAUUAAUUGCAUGACACAUUUCUUAUAAUCAUUUAUAUUUACAGUAUGUACAGUACACAUGUACUUAGAUAUCUGAAUUAUAAGCUUAUGUAGUUUUAUGGGCUGUUUAUUUACAUCUAGUACAUGCCACUGAUCUUAAGACAUGCCAUAAAUCUAUUAUUUAA
Patella vulgata (common limpet) is the source of this 3002-nucleotide messenger RNA. Its product is annotated as set1/Ash2 histone methyltransferase complex subunit ASH2. The coding region runs from base 161 to 1759 and encodes 532 amino acids. Gene Ontology annotation, molecular function: protein binding; transcription cis-regulatory region binding. Gene Ontology annotation, cellular component: Set1C/COMPASS complex. NCBI's taxonomy places the organism in Eukaryota, Metazoa, Mollusca, Gastropoda, Patellidae. The record is from RefSeq and is a predicted model, not a curated record. The transcript has a single exon.